CCCCCUUGGAUCUGGCAGCCACUCACCCUGCAGGGCGCAGGGGAGGCGCUGCGCCCCCGGCCCCAGCUGAUCCGGGGCUCCCGGCGCCGGCCUCCCUCCAGAACGCCGCAGGAGUACCUCCUGCCGUCUGACUCGAGUCCCUGCUGCUGCAGUGCACGCCCCUUCGGCAGCCAGGGUGGGGCCCAGAGGGAACCUGGCCCCUCCCGCCCCCACCUCGCCUUUGGGUCGAUGACUCCCAGGCUGUGGUGAGGGUCCCGGAGCCAGCACCACGGAGCCCGGGCGACCUCCUCCACCCACCCAUGCCCACCCCGCAUGAGACUGAGAAGCAGCACGUAGGGCCAGAGGAGGCAGACCAGCCCCCCUCGAUGUCCAGUCAUGACGCGGCCCCUCCGGCUGCCCCCAGCCGCAACCCCUGCUGCUUGUGCUGGUGUUGCUGUUGCGGCUGUUCCUGGAAUGAAGAGCGGCGGCGAGCAUGGCGGGUCUCCCGGGAGAACAAGCUGCAGCCUCUCCCCAGUUGUGAGGCAUGCGCCACGCCGAGCCCUGAGGAGGUGCGGAGCUGGGCGCAGUCCUUCGACAAGCUGAUGCACAGCCCAGCGGGACGAAGCGUGUUCCGGGAGUUCCUGCGCACGGAGUACAGCGAGGAGAACAUGCUCUUCUGGCUGGCCUGUGAGGAGCUCAAGGCUGAGGCCAACCAGCACGUGGUGGACGAGAAGGCCAGGCUCAUCUAUGAGGACUACGUGUCCAUCCUGUCCCCCAAGGAGGUGAGCCUGGACUCCCGAGUGCGAGAAGGCAUCAACAAGAAGAUGCAGGAGCCGUCCGCACACACAUUUGACGAUGCACAGCUGCAGAUCUACACACUCAUGCACCGGGACUCCUACCCCCGCUUCCUCAGCUCCCCCACCUACCGUGCCCUGCUGCUCCGGGGGAGCUCCCAGUCCUCCAGUGAGGCCUAGGCUGCCCAUCACAGCGGCACAGACACGGGACCCCUCCAGUGGGCAAAAGACUGGGUUGCCUGCACAAGCGUGUGUGAGCAGGUGUCCGGCACACCGCAGGGGCCCAGCACCCGAGGGCAGUCCCAGACUGGAGCCCCCUCUCUACCCAAGGGACCUAGUACCCUGAGGUCCCGCUAAGAGGCAGGUGUGAGGGCCUCUGGGACCAGGCGGCCCCUCCCCAACCAGCUCCCCGCUGGCUGGCCAAGUGCUUCUGCUGGGGCUCCUGCUUGGGGAGAGGGACCCUCCCAGGAGUUCUCAUGGACCCAGCAGCUUCACUUGGGCCUCCUCCCCAGGCAGCCGGGGACCUUGAGAAAUGCCUCUGAUGGGAAGCAGGGCCUCUGUAUUGUCUAGUUGGGACGUGAGGAAACUCUCCGAUUCAAGCUGUCUGCACCCAGAUCGGAACCAGAACCUCAGAACUAGGCUUGAGGCAACAGGAGCCAGUUUCUUUUUUAUAUUUUCAUUAAUUUUAAACCUGGAAACAUGUCCUUACUGUAUUUUAUCAAAAAAAGAAAAUGUUUUCAUAUUUA
Callorhinus ursinus (northern fur seal) is the source of this 1519-nucleotide messenger RNA. It is a transcript of the gene RGS19, whose product is annotated as regulator of G protein signaling 19. The record is from RefSeq and is a predicted model, not a curated record. Lineage: Eukaryota; Metazoa; Chordata; Mammalia; Carnivora; Otariidae.